CACCGGUACUUGGGGCACCGCAUGUUUCCACACCAUACCGGUACGAGAAAGAGUUCGACUAUUUUUGCAUUUGUCUGAUUACAACAAGGAAGCACUUCUUUGCAGCACUUCUUUUUCAAUUCUAUCACCUGAACCGUUCACUGAAGAAAUUUACAAUGGCCGACAACUGGGACGAUGACAGUGAUGACGACUGGGAUGUCGAUGACGACGCCCUCGACGCCAAACUAGGCUUGAACAAGUCGGCACCAGCGCCGGUCAACAAUUUUGACGAUGAGGAGGAUUUGGCCCUGAAGGAAAAGGCCGAGCAAGAUAGACUUGACAAAAUUAACCUGAAAAAGAAGGGAUCUGCUCUUGCAGCAAAGAAACAAGCCGAAAAAGAUCGCCAGGAUGAUUUGGAGAUUGCUCGAAAGGCUCUCGAACUGGAGGCCGAGAUGGAAGCCAAUAUGACACUCGACGAACGCAAAUUGAUGCAAAGAAAGAGAGAAGAAGAGUCCGAAUUAGACAUGAUGGGAGAUGCAUUCGGCGGGGGUAUUGGUGAUGGCGGUGUUGGUCGAAAGGGAGUGCAACAGGCUGGCGAUAAGGUGGUAAUGAAAGACAUGAAGGACCACAUGAAGCACGCACGAAAGGUUGCGGAUUGCAUGAAGGUAAGCCAUGUGUCUUUCUAAAUGCUGGUCUAGUAGACCUAUUUUAAACCAGAUUCGCGACGAAAAGCAAGGCAAUCGCUUUGAUUGAGCAAAUUUUGAUGCUGUAUGUAUGCCUUGCGGGAACGAAGCCACUUUCAAAAUUGGAAUUAUUCUUCAUCUUCGCUGCUCAGAGUCUGUUUUUUUCUGUCUUGAUUCGUCAUUGCUUCCGCAUGUCUGUCAUGCAACUGGAAAUAAAAUUCUUUUCGUAUAUCUAACCAAUGCAAAAUAAUAAUCUCAAUAGGGCCACGGAAAGAUCCAUUUGACAAGCAUCUUCAUCAAAGAAGUCAUCCAACAGAGUAAGGACCUACUUGAUGAUGCUGCCAUCUCAGACAUUAUCAAAACGUGCAACGUCAUCAAAAACGAAAAGGUCCAAGCAUCAAAACGUAAGGUCAAGGGUCAAGCACAAAAAUCUAAGAAACAAGAAAAAAUCGAGAAGGCCAAGGCACAGGCCAUUCAAAACGAACUUUUUGGAGAUUCGAACCAAUACGACGAAUACGACGAGUACGGAGAAGAGUACGAAGAUGCCUUUUUCUAAGCUCAUGAACUGGAUAGGUGUUCUCUAUUUCCAUUUAUUUCGAGAUUGUCUCAGUGUUGUGGUGUGGCUGCGUACAAUGAAAGAACUCGUUAUCAUUUUAAUGGGCGUAACGUGAUUGCUCAGAAUCUGUUUAUGACUUUUACGUCGAAAUCGUGAUGAUGUAAACUCAAUGUGAAAGGAAGUGAAGUAUACUGGACCAACAAGUUUCGACUCUUUCAUAGCUAACUAGCAACGUUAGACGGUUGGAUACCUGAAGAAACUAUACUACUAUUACGAGAAUCCUGUAAAUUCUAUCAUAAAUUAUUUUUGAAGCA
Pseudo-nitzschia multistriata is the source of this 1532-nucleotide messenger RNA. Lineage: Eukaryota; Bacillariophyta; Bacillariophyceae; Bacillariales; Bacillariaceae. The record is from the annotation of a GenBank genome assembly.